Anopheles coustani is the source of this 950-nucleotide messenger RNA. RefSeq lists its product as uncharacterized. Lineage: Eukaryota; Metazoa; Arthropoda; Insecta; Diptera; Culicidae. The transcript is spliced from 3 exons. The record is from RefSeq and is a predicted model, not a curated record. The coding region runs from base 55 to 654 and encodes 199 amino acids.
CAUAGUAUCCUUUGGCAAUUUUAUGGUAGCAAGAUUAUCCGGAAGCAAUUGAAUAUGGAAAGCCGAAAUACGGAUCCCACGAGCAACGCAGGAUCAUCAAACCGAAAUGCCGAUCCAUCCUACAUCACAUCCAAUACGCGAAAGAUUUGGGAAAGCACGACACGAUUAGUGCAGGUUCAAAAUGCCAUCAAUGUUCUCUUCCUUUCAAAUUGGUCCAAUGACGCAUUGAUACAAGUACCGGAACCGAUAAUAUUGGCGAUGCGCAACAUUCUCGCCGAAAAUGAAGAUGAGUCGCUCAAGCAAACGAUCGAGGACAUGUGCUCGGGCCCCCAGACAACUCGCAAGGUAAAGAUGGUGGCAUACCACUGUAUGAGGACAUUUCAGGAUAGAUUUACGCAAGACAUUCUGUUUCGCACGAAACAUGCCAUGUUCUACGACGAGCUCGAGCAGCUAAUGAGUCGCCUGAGUAACGAGUCGGCCGAAAACACCCAGCGAGAGAUCAUGCGACACUUGAGGGUGGCGAAGACACGGAUUGCGAAUCGAAGUCAGGCACGUUAUAAUCCACUCCAACGGCAGCAGAAAUCACCGGCAUCGGCGUCUACUACUCCGCGGGCCACAAGUUCCUCCCAGCCACCAGAGCCUCGUGAAUCAUAGAGAAAAGAUAGGCAAAUAACUAUGCAGAGAGAAUUUCUGUCUCUGCAUAGGAAGUUUAAAUUAUGUUUAGUUUAUUCCUUUUUUCAUAAUAAUUUCAAUGUUCUGCUCGCGCGUGCAGAGAAAGGACAGCAGAAAAUGAAUUCCCCGAACUUGCGAGGACUUCAUACAAUCAUGAAGAAUUGUCACGUUUGUCAACUAAUCGGAAUGUACACGCUAUUCUACGAUAAUGCGAAAACUAGCUGUUCAUUCUUUUUAGUUGCUCCACCCAUGUAUUGAAUUGAUUACCAAUAAAAUUU